GCAAAGGACCCGAAUUCACUUCACUGUGACGUUUUUACAGUGAACCUCGGGCAAAAAAGGAAUAUCACGAAAGGUCGCAUGAUGUCGCAUGUUCCCAUUUUAUUCUCUCACUUCAGAUGUGUCAAUUCUUCUUCCAUUCUAAGAUUCAUUUUAGUAGCCCUUCUCAUGAGCCGAUUCUCUUCAUCCACUCGCACUUCCCAUUUUCGUCGGGACUAUGUGAAGCCGUUGGACUACGCUGAAAGGGGGUCCGCUUCUUUCGGUCGGGCUAUGAAUUCAGAUUCAAAAAGUUUAACGAAUUCAUUAUGGCGAAGACUCACCAAUUCUCCUAGAUCUGAGAUAUCGGUCGCAGAUUGGUAUCCUGUCAGCCGAGUUGGUCAUGGUUACGCUGCUGUCUUUACAACUUUGACUUUAGUGGCAUGCCUGGUGUGCUCAAACUGCAGCGUAGAAAGCCUCACAGCUCUCGUCCAGUUUGAAAAAGUGUUUCUUUGUGUUGGGCCAUGUACGCUCGCUCUUUCUGCUUGCUCUUACUUCUGGCAGCUGUUUCAUCCCACCGAGACUCCAACCAUCUGGAACAAGUGAGCCUAGCAGCUGAGAUCUCUGCCCACAUGUCCACAGACCUUCCAAAGAGAGGCAAGAAGUGUACCUCGACCUGUGCAGAGACCAAAGCCGCGGAGCAGCAGCAGUGUUGUGCCGAAGGCUUGGUGUGCGACGUGAGCGGCACUUGCCAGUUGGCCUUGGGUUCCAAAUGUAAGUUGAGUACCAUGUUUGGCUUCGGAGGACCGCAGAAGUGCGGCAAAAGCUUCUCAGGACCCAACUUGGAGUGUGGUUCUGCCGAUGCAAAGGGUGAUUCCUAUUGCUGCAUCGAGACUUACACGGACUUCAAGGAGCCAGGGCUAUUGGAGGUGAUGAAGCAUGCGCCACCAGAUGGAGACAAGUCCAAGUGCUGCAGUGGGAAGGUCGGCAACUUCAAAAUGGGAAGUCUUUGCAGCUUCUUGGGCUAGCGGGCGGCUAGCGGCAGCUUGGCAGUUCGGCU
Durusdinium trenchii is the source of this 1033-nucleotide messenger RNA. NCBI's taxonomy places the organism in Eukaryota, Dinophyceae, Suessiales, Symbiodiniaceae. The record is from the annotation of a GenBank genome assembly.